Messenger RNA from Pyricularia grisea, 1368 nucleotides. RefSeq lists its product as uncharacterized. The record is from RefSeq and is a predicted model, not a curated record. Lineage: Eukaryota; Fungi; Ascomycota; Sordariomycetes; Magnaporthales; Pyriculariaceae. The coding region runs from base 1 to 1368 and encodes 455 amino acids. The transcript is spliced from 2 exons.
AUGGCCUUUAACGAGAUUUCGGGAUCAUUCGCCGCCUUAAAUAUCCAGGAUAACACUGAAACGCAAAAACAGCUCCCCUUUUUCUGGGGCCCUUUCCACGCCAAUCGGGAACAAAUUGCUCCCGACGUACCUGCGUUUCUAUUCCGAAUUUGCUAUCCUGGUUCUUCUGGCAUAUUAUCUGGGAACUGGAUACUUUCACAGAAUGCCGCUCAACUCGACACGAAACUCGGCAGUCAAACAAAUAUGAACUCUCGACCAGCUGCAGAAGUGGCCGAUGCUCUCAACCGACAUCUCUGGUGGCUGCCGAAGAGCCUUGGGCAUUCAAACUUCGUCUCAUGGACAAGCUCAUUUUUAUUCGCGCUAAAGCUCGUCAUCUUAUUGCAACAUUACCGCAACCUAUCGCUUGAGCAGGUCCAUAUCGUCAUUAUAAAUACAACCCGAUUUCCUAAGUUGGUAUUCGUCCGGGACGCCUACCUCAUUGAUAGGUAUACCAAAUCGCUCAAAAAGGAUGCCAUAUCGUACAAGGACGGCUACCAGAAAAGCCUCAAAACUCUGUGGGGCAUGCGUCAAAUGGGUUACUACUUUGGCGAGUUCCUUUCGCAGGGGGCGCUUUGCAUUAAAGGCAAAUCCUCAAUUGUCUGUGCUGCAGAACUGGCCCGCCGCGGUAUUUUUGAACUACACCCGGAAUUGUUAAAGGAUCCUACUCAAUGGCCCAAAUGGGUCACGAGGAAGCGUCAGCAAUGGAACAGGGAAUACGCCAAAUUUCACUCGUCGCAAGGCAAACAACUGUCGGACCUUCUCGCCCCGGUCAGCAGAGAUUUCCAGCUUCCUAUGGCUGUUAGCCUCUUAUCCCUACAGGCUAGGGACCCCGCAGACCUUGAGCUCCUAAUCUUCCUUGCCCAAUUCACGGAACAUAUCGACUUGACCACGUUAAAGCAUAACGGUGAUCUCAUCUGGAAACGUCGGCGGUCCCUCAGCUAUGAAUCACCAUACGACUCCUUGGACCAAACUAUGCCCGAGCUACAACAAUCUCUCACCUUGGUCAAAAACGUGGCUUUUUUACUUGACGCAAAGAAAGAUUUCCUGUUUCUCGUCUCCCGCCUCGAAAAUGUUGUCAAGGCUAUCAGCAAAGUCUGUGCGACAACGAAGCAAGGAAUGGAAAAACUCAUCCUAUCAAAGAGCUAUCUUCGUCUAACAAACAGCGUGGUCAUUAACAUUGAGAGGUUCACUCGGAAACUGUUACUGGCAGUGAAUGGUCAAUCAUACACCACUUUCUUCCUUAUAACCAAUGGGAACGCCUUGGAACGUUUAAAAAGGCUGAAACAAGAUUCAAAGCUUUCAAAGAUACAAUUAUCGAAAUAUAUGUGA